Molecule: messenger RNA, 5413 nt
Organism: Dimorphilus gyrociliatus
Lineage: Eukaryota; Metazoa; Annelida; Polychaeta; Dinophilidae
Source: the annotation of a GenBank genome assembly
ACUUGGCGCACGGUUUUCACAUAGCAUUGUGUGAGCUCGACGCUUUCUUUUUUUUUUUAAGGUAUAAAAAGUGUUCACCGCAAACUUCUAUUAAAGCUCUUUGAUAUAAGAACAUUAAAGGAAGUUGUUGAAGGUGCAUUAAUAAACUUAAUAUAGCUUUUAAUUAUGAACAUGACGUUUUAUAAUAAUGAAAACUGAUUUCAGAAUGACUGAUUCGUUGAGACUGCAACAAAAGUUUCAAAAAGGACAGAAGCUGACAGGAAUAGUUAGUCAUGUUGAUAGCUUAUCUUCUUUCUACGUUCAGGUCAGCCCCUACAACGAGUUUGAAGAUCUUCAACAGAAAAUUCAAGCCUACUGUGAAGGCAUAACCAGUAGAUGUUUUCUAGCGCCAAAAAAGGGCUCUAUAGCUCUGGGGCAGUAUGAAGGAAGUUGGUAUAGAGCGAAGAUUCUAGAUGCUUGCUCGAACAAAUCCGAAAUACUCUUUGUUGACUUUGGUAAUAAGAGCAUAGUCUCUCAAGACCAGAUGAUAAGUCUACCACCACAAUAUAAGGAACUUCCUUUUCAAGCUAUUCAUUGUAACUUGAAUCUAUCUCGUGGCUUUGACAAACAGGACGCAAAAGCGAUCGAUAAACUUGUACAUCUUACAGAAAAUGACGAAAUAACUCUAGAAGUCAGAGAGGUUGGCUCGAAGUCCUCGUUACAUCUGAUAGAUAUGUACUUGAAAGGAGAACCAGUGGCUAACCAGCUAUUUGAGGGUCUGUGUAAUGGAAAACCACCCUGUACUCUAACGUGUGAGGAUGAGAUCACAGAUAGCUCCAAACCAACAAAAGAAUCCUUAGAAGUUGUUGAUAACGAUCAACCGGAUAGGAAAAUUUCAAAAGGCGAACAAGAAGAUGCUGCAACAAGUAACAAAUCAGAUAAAACUACACAUCCUGCAUAUGCGCUAUUGAAACUUCCUACUCCUUGGCUUAAUGGACUAACCAAACGCGUUAUUGUUACAGCCUAUGAAAACCACUUUUUAUGGUGUAUAGAUGAAGGAGAUGCUGAAGCUGUUAAUAAGCUAUCGCAAAAUAUAAACAAGUACUAUAAAGAAUCACAGGAGCUACAGAGUCUUUCAGCAAAAAUUAAGGUUGGAGAUGUAUUUUGCGCUAACGAUGGCGAUAACUGGCUGAGAGUGACAGUACUGGAUGAACUACCAGGAGGAAAUUAUGAAGUACAAGAUAUAGAUUUUGGCAAGCAGUUUAUAUUAAAAAAAGACCGCUUAUAUAUUUUGGAGGAAAAUUUUGUUUGGCAACCUCGGUGCUGUAGAAAAAUGAUGUUAUUCAAUCGAGGGCUUGUUCUGAAUGAAGAUAUUGUUCAAAACAUAAUGAGAAAACUGAUUUGUUCCAGAAGCAGGGUUCAAAUUAAAAUUGAAAAAACAGAGGAAGAUAUUCACUUUGUGAGCGUAACUAUCAAAAGCUUGGACUUACUUAAUGACAUCUUGGCUUUACCCAAGGCAGUUUGCACUCUGAAAGAGUUGAUGGAAAAAUUUAAAGAUUUUGCCAUUGACUGUACACUACCAACCAACCUACCAAGAAAAUUAAACGCCUACGUGUCGCACGUUGAAUCUAUGACUGAGUUUUACAUUCAACCGUCUACAUGGGAAAAGAAAUUGGAAGAAAUAACUAACACUUUGAAUAUUAUUUAUACGAAACAAGGUCAAUGUUUGCAACUGCUUAAAGCAGAAAAAGGGAUGUUUUGCGUUGCUCGAUAUUCUGAAGACGACUGUUAUUACAGAGCAAAAAUUCUUAGCUGCGAAGAAACAAAAGCAAUUGUACAUUUUAUCGACUUCGGCAACUAUGAUGAAGUUUCCAUUUCACAGCUAUUUGUCCUGGUUGAUCAACUAACUUCACGCUCGCAAUGCAUAAAAUGCAGCCUAAACAACGUAAAAGAGUCGGUACCAAUGAAUACUAUACUUGAAAUGAUGAACGAAAAAUUAUUAAAGUGUGAAUAUUAUAUUGGUUCGGAUUGUUUUGUUGCCGAUAUGUGGGAAAAUGAAAAGCACCUUAAUCACAUCUUUUCACCAGAUUUAGCAACUGUGAAUGAAAUUCAAGCUAAAAAAUCCUCGAUUGACUUAUAUCCUGUCGAAUAUAGUCUAGAUAGACAGAAUGCUAAAUUACUGCAUGUUGACAACCCAUCAAUUUUCUUUGUGUCUCCGCCACCUGCAGAAAAGCAAAAAGCUGAAGUAAAUAAUCUUUUUGAAGAUUGUAAUAUGACGAGAGCUCCUGUUCUAGACAAUGCAUCACCGGGCCAGAUUUGUGCUAUAAAAGUCGUUCAUCCGGAUCUUGAAGGCGUUUGGUUCCGAGGGAAAAUUCUUGAAGUUAGAGGAAACAAAUCUCGUGUUAGGCUGUUAGAUGAAGGAAAGGCGUUUAUAUGUAAUAAUGAUGAAAUCAGAGUAUUACCACCAUCGCUGUUGGUGAAACCAGCAUGUGCAGUUGAAUGUCAUUUAAUUGGUUUGCAAGUACCCGAAAACGGUUGGACCAAAACUGAAAAGAAAUCUUUGAUAUCUGCUUAUCCUCCUGUUCAUAGCCAAGUUUUUGUGGUCUUCAAAAAUAAAGCAGGCGGCCUGUUGCGAACCGAUUUAUAUUCGUCAGAUGGUAAAAAUACUGCUAGAGUUCUUGAAGAAAUUCGCUUAAGUUUGUCUGAGAAUAAAAGAGAGAAAAUACAAGCAGAAUCUACAGGUUCACAUAAGAGUUCAAAGUCGGGCCAGAAUGGGUUGUCCCAGUCUUUAGUUUCCCAACCACUUAAAAAAUUGAUGCUUAAUGUAAAGUAUGAAGCGUUUGUUAGUCACUAUGAAAAUCCAGCAAACAUUUGGAUUCAUUUGCAAGAAGACGAAGAAAGUAUUGCGAGUUUAAAUGCAAAGCUUCACACUGCUUGUAGCAAAAUUGAUUCAAAUCAACAAUUUAAGGAAGGGGAGCUUUGCUGUGCGUUCUCUGUCGAAUUUUCCGCUUGGUACAGAUGUGUAAUAAUACGAUUGGAAGACCAAGAGGCUGAUGUUAGAUAUAUAGAUUUCGGUAACAGAGAAAAGGUGAGCAGUAAACAGCUAGCUCCAAUAGAUAAAUCGUUUCUGGCUAUACCCCCGUAUGCCACAAAAAUUUGCAUCGUAAAUGAAUAUACUGAAGAUGAAUCGAACAAAUUGAAUGAAACAUUGGGUGAAGAAUGUUUAAUUGUGAAAAUUUUAACAACUGACGAGCCUUACAAUGUUGAAAUAAGCACUGAGAAUAUAUCAAAUAUUAGAGAAGCUGUGUUUGGUUCUCCAGCCAAAUUGGGCCAGGAGAGUUCAGCAGUUACCCAAGAGAUAUAUCCUGAGGAAGAAAACAAAGCAAAAAUGGAUGACUUGGUAGUUCAAGAUCAUAAACCAUUGUCUUGUGAUGUCCAAGUCUACGUUAGUUAUGUUGAAUCUCCAACAAAGUUUUGGAUACAAUUAGUUUCAGAAACUGAUGAAAUAGAAAAUAUUCUAAUUUCUUUGCGUGAUGCUGAUUCAAUGGAGAAUCUGAAGGAUAUUGAAGUUGGAAUGUAUUGUAUAGCAAAAUCUAACGCUGACGGCACUUGGUAUAGAGCACAAGUUAUUAAAUUUGAAACAUCCGCUUAUGAGGUUAUUUAUAUUGAUUAUGGCAAUACGGAAAUAGUACAACUUGAAAAUUUAAGAGUAAUUAAUAGUUCUCUGACAGAGACAUAUAAACUGGCAAUAUCUGCAUCAUUAUUGUCAGUAGUCGAACCUACAGGAGGUUGGAAACCAGAGAAAAUAGCCUUGUUUGAAGAAAAAGUACUAGGUAAAGAGCUGACUUGUAGAGUGUGCAGCACCUCCUCUCCCAUUGAAGUAAUUCUUGCUGAUGGAGAUGAUUGUCUAAAUGCAUUGUAUUUAAGCUCUUCUGAUAGUGAAGAGACUCUUUCAACAUAUCCCUGUCAAAUCAUACCAUCAACAGAGGAGAAAGGCCGAAUUGUUCAUGUAAAUAAGAAAGGAGAUAUAUUCUUCCAACUGUAUAAAGAUGAUGAUGACCUGAAUUUGAUUUUUGGUUUACUCGAAGAUAUAACGAAAUAUCCUGUUGUUGAAACAGUCGUUAAUAAUAGUCCUGUUCUGGCGCUAUUUGAAGGAGAAUGGUUUCGCGCUCUAAUAACUAGAAGUGAACCAGUCAUUGAUGUCUUUUUCGUUGAUUAUGGCAACUCGUCUUCUGUAGAACCAAGAGAUCUGCGGAUGGUUAAUAAUGAAAUUUUAAGCUAUCCUCCUUUAGCUUAUUGCUUUAAAGAUUAUGCAUCGGCGCAAGUAACUGAUCAAACAAUAGAAAAUUUAUUAGAAAUAGAAGAUAUAGAUGUAUCGUUUUCGGAGAAACCAAGGAUUCGUCUGGAUGACAUGGAACUUAUGGAGGCGAUGUGGUUAAAGGACAAAAAUAUAUGUACACUAAGAAACAGCUUAGAACGAGAAAACAGCUUAAGUGGCAGUAAAGUAGAAGAGAGCGAAGUGAAUGAAUCUGAGCUAGAGGAAAAGAUAAGGAUUUUCGAGAAUACUUACGAAGAUAUAAGUGAGACGAGCAUCUCACAAAAUGCUGUUGUGAAUAAAGGACCUGUGUUUUUAAACGAAAUUGAUCAAUAUCGACAAGCUAGUGCCAUUCCAAAUUCACCAAAUUAUGAAGCUUUCAAAGAUAUGUCAUGCAUGGAGAGUACCCGGGUUGAUGAAGUAAACUCUACUAAGGAAGAAUCGUGUGUUACCAAUGAAACAGGGAAAACUCUAGACAUUUCUGAAAAUACCGAAUUUGACGUAACAGAAGAAUAUCUUGUGAAAGAGCUGGUUUCGGAAGCAUUAAUUAAUGUAUAUAAUUGCUUAACUCUUUUCAACGCAGCUCAUACAUUAUCAACCUACAAAAACUUUCCGUUGUCUGUUGGACAGCAAUUUGCUGUGGAAGUUAUAUCCUUACCAGGCGAUAAUAUUCUGAUUUUGAAAAGUCUUCAAAUUCCUUCACAAUUGUUAAAUAUAGAUGGUGAGAAUAUGGUUAAUGUAACGUUUGAAAUGUCCAUACCAGCCCUAGCACUAACUAAAGAUAACAAUUGGGUAAGAGUUACAAUUCUACAAGCUAAGAACGGUAUUUGUCAAGUAUGCUCGGUCGACCAUGGAUAUAUAUUUGAAACUGAAACUAAGGCCUUAAAGGUUAUUGAGGACAAAGAAAUCUUAUCGAUUCCAGUUCAAGUAUUUGUCUGCAAAACGGACGUAAAAAGUAAAAAAUUUCAAGAAGUCAUUUGUGCUUUGAAUGAAAGAAAGAAAUGCUUAAUUGAUAUCAAGGUAGAAGCUGUUGAUAACAUAGCUACAGUCUCAAUCGCAUCAGUUGUAGUCAAAGACGAAGUGCAACAAUUAAACAACACAAUCAAGAUCGAAUUUUAG